Penicillium bovifimosum is the source of this 936-nucleotide messenger RNA. RefSeq lists its product as uncharacterized. The coding region runs from base 1 to 936 and encodes 311 amino acids. The record is from RefSeq and is a predicted model, not a curated record. The transcript has a single exon. Lineage: Eukaryota; Fungi; Ascomycota; Eurotiomycetes; Eurotiales; Aspergillaceae.
AUGAUCACCCCGCUCCCCACCUGCGUCCCGCACCAACUAGCCCUCGACAUCCUCCACAGCCACAGCGAAAUAAUAACCCUGAACCCGCUGGUCCUCUCCCACCGCCCCAUCCGGGCGCCUCGCGACGCAAUCGCAGACGAAUACUACUCAACCUGGUACGAGAUAACCGAACAAGUCCAAUACAUACCCGGCCUCGGCAAGCUGGGCGCCGGCAAAAUAAGCUUCAAGGGCUGUUUCCAGAACGUCGAGUGGGGGCUACGGACACACAUGUAUGCGCCGCUGGGGAUAGACCUACAGAGCAAAUGGCGCAUAGGCGGGGACGCCGAGGAACGGGAUCGGGCCGAUGGCGCGCCGCAGAGCGGACUUUAUCUGCAUGAGGAGGUGCAGAUCGAUUGUAAUCGGGCGCUGGUUUCGUUUGUUAAGGGUCAGUUGAAGGCUGCGUCGAAGGUGUUGGUUGAUCGGUUGAUUAGGAAGGCGGAGUUGCUUGAUGCGGGCGUUUUGCAGGGGGUUGUUGAGGAUGGGAAAUUGAUGACGUUUAAUCCGGCGGACUUGUCGGAUAAGGGUGCUUUGCAGAGGGGUUAUUCUAUGCGGGGUUCGCAGUCAGGGGGGAGGAGGAGGUCAUCCGGGCAGGGGUUGGGAUCGCCGAUUGAAGCCGGGUCGGUGUCGAAUGCUUAUGCGCCGCAGUACGGGAGAGAACGGGGGAAGAGCUUUCCUGUGGAAUUGGCGGGUGAUUUUUAUCAUAUGCCAGCUGAGGCUGUCAGUCCCCGGACUGAGGUGUACCAGGAGUUGCCGGCUAAUGAUCAACUUGCGAACUCGUCGAGGCUAGGGACAGGUUAUGGUGUGGAACUUGAUGGCACGAGCCCGAGAUCACAGGAAUACAGAGAUGAAGGAUUGCCCUAUCGACCUUACAGCUACAGGUCACCUGAAAAGGGCUGA